This is a messenger RNA of Rhinocladiella mackenziei CBS 650.93, 1437 nucleotides long. RefSeq lists its product as uncharacterized. The transcript has 4 exons. Lineage: Eukaryota; Fungi; Ascomycota; Eurotiomycetes; Chaetothyriales; Herpotrichiellaceae. The record is from RefSeq and is a predicted model, not a curated record. Gene Ontology annotation, molecular function: heme binding; oxidoreductase activity, acting on paired donors, with incorporation or reduction of molecular oxygen; monooxygenase activity. Bases 1 to 1437 code for a protein of 478 amino acids.
AUGGCCUCUCUGGGUGCCUCUCCCACUGGAUUGGUAUACGUGUUUGGCCCGGUGUUAGCGGUGACCUAUCGUCUUGGCCUGGCGAUCUGGCGUUUAUACCUCUGUCCUCAAGCGGAAAUCCCUGGGCCGAUGUUGGCAAAGCUCACAUAUUGGUACGAAUUCUACUACGAUGUCGUUCUCGGCGGUCAAUAUAUCUGGAAGAUCCGGGCAAUGCACGAGCAAUAUGGGCCGAUUGUGCGCAUCAACCCGGAGGAAGUCCACAUCCAUGACGCCGACUAUUAUGACCAAGUGUAUACCGGCCCCACCCACAAACGGAACAAAUGGACCUUUUUCACGAACCAAAGUGGGUUACCUCAGUCGGGUUUUGGGACUCCAGACCACAAUCUCCACCGCAUGCGCCGGGCGGCGUUGAAUCCGUACUUCUCCAAGGCCAAAGUGCGGAUCUUGCAACCGCGCAUCGAGUCUAGUUUGAACAAUCUACUAGCUCGCUUUCGCGAAUUCCAAGAAUCCGGGGAGCCGAUGACGGUGUCGUUGGCUUAUGCGGCCCUCGCGACUUUGACCCGAGCUUCAAAGAAGCCGAUUGCUUUGAACCCGGUCAUGGCGAGUUAUAUAAAACUCAACAAGGAUAUUAUUCGGCAUGUUUCUGAGAUCUACUCGCAUCGUGGCGAUACCCAUAGUAAAUAUAACUCGCAAACGACCAUCUUCCAUGCGAUUCUGCAAGGUGGUUUGCCCGAGAAAGAAAUGUCUCCCGACCGCCUUUGGCAAGACGGGCAGGUGGUCGUCAUUGCCGGCACAUUGACGACCGCAGCCGCGCUCUCAGAAAUCACGUAUCAUCUGCUGAGACAACCAAACGAACUGAAGACACUCAAAGAUGAGCUGGCAAAGGCCAUACCCGACCCAACAGCUCUCCCGGAAACCGCCAAGCUGGAGCAACUUCCAUACCUCACAGCCAUCAUUAAAGAAGGUCUCCGUUUGAGUAGUGGCAUCAGCACGCGGUUGCAGCGCAUUGCCACUGACGAGACGCUCAUCUACACGGCCAAGAAAGCCGUCGGUGAGAAGCAAUAUGUCCUUCGUCCGGGGAUUCCUCUCUCCAUGACCGGCCUGCUUAUCCACCACUCACCGACUUACUUUAGAGAUCCCAUGGCGUUCCGUCCGCAACGAUGGAUCGAUGACCCGAUUCUCGAAGCUUAUCUCGUGCCGUUCUCUCGCGGCACCCGAGCCUGCGUGGGCAUCAAUCUGGCGUACGCGGAGCUUUAUCUCACAGUGGCGGCCGUGUUUUGUCAAUAUGGUAGCCGAGAAGUCCGCUUUCCAAACGACAAGGGGUUUCUGGAGCUAUACAAUACGAGCCACAAGGACAUCGAGAUUAUUGGUGAUGGGGUAACCCCAUUGUAUCGGUCGGACGGUAAUGGAGUUAGGAUCGUGGUUCACGCAGUAUGA